Molecule: messenger RNA, 3507 nt
Organism: Rhincodon typus (whale shark)
Lineage: Eukaryota; Metazoa; Chordata; Chondrichthyes; Orectolobiformes; Rhincodontidae
Product: phosphatase and actin regulator 1-like
Exons: 13
Coding region: 16-1782 (588 amino acids)
Biological process (GO): stress fiber assembly; cell motility
Molecular function (GO): actin binding
Source: RefSeq, a predicted model, not a curated record
GAAAGGCUGGCUGCAAUGCGUUCAGAGUCACUGGUCCCAGGUACUCAUACACCACCCAUCAGGAGAAGAAGCAAGUUUGCAUCAUUAGGGAGGCUGUUUAAACCAUGGAAAUGGAGGAAGAAGAAAAGCGAAAAGUUUAAACAGACAUCUGCAGCUUUGGAAAGAAAGAUUUCCACGCGACAAAGCAGAGAGGAACUAAUAAAACGAGGAGUCCUGAAAGAAAUGUUUGAGAAAGAUGGAGACAUGCCAAUACAUAAUGAAGAGGAGGUAAUAGAGAACGGUCAGAUCCAGUCUUCAGAGACGGAGGAAAGGGUGCCUGAGCCUGUGUCAGGUGAAGUCGUAGCAGACAGUGCAACCCUCUGUACAGAAUCAACAGAUAAGCCAGCUGCUGAAGAAAGUCCCACAGAUAAUAGGACAUUAGUCCCUGAGCAGGAUACAUCAGCUAAACCACAAUUGCUACUGCCUUCUAAAAAGUCUGCAGCUUUUCACUGUGACAUUGAGGAAACCCCUGCAAAGCAACAAUCCUAUCCUAAACAACCCCCUGCCCUACCUCCAAAACCACUAUCGAGGAUUGCCAACCAUAUCGCUGGUUUCCCUGCAGCCUACACCAUACCUCGACUGAGAAGGCAGACAGACAGGCAGGCAGCCUACUCCCACGACUCUACCGUUGGUGCUUGUAAAAGACCAGUGGGACACACGAGAGUGAUCCGGGACACUGGCCAGCCUGUGAAGCUGCCUUGUAUGCCACCUGUGAGGCUAUCACCCCCUCUACCUCCAAAGAAAGUGAUGAUUUGCAUUCCACCACAGACUGCAGACUCUCCACCCAUGUCCUAUUCUGUCGUGCAGAAAAUCUCCCAGCAAUCUUCCGCACAGCAUCAGUUAUUGCCUUCCCAGCUUGCCGCUAAUCAGCACCAGCAGUUAUUUGGAGGCUCCCAUUCUUCAUUGUUAACCGGUGGACUACCUACCCAUCCAGCAGUAUCUACUAGUAAAGUGAUAGAAGAACUCAACAAGACUUUAGCCUUGACAAUGCAAAGGCUCGAAAGUUCUGCACUGUAUACUGGAGAAAGUGGAACAAAACCAGGAAAAAGCAAUACACCUGACAUUAGACAAGUGCCAACAAUAGUGGUUGAUUACGAUGAUGACAAAGAAAAUGUGCCUAAUGAAUCAGACUAUGAAGACACUUUCAGUAUGCAUGGGGAAGAAGAUGAGGAUGAUGAUGAUGAUAAUGACGAUGACGACGAUGAUGAUGAUGAAAUUGAUAAUUUUUUCACAAGUUCAUUAGCACUAAAGAUUUGCAGGAAAGACUCUUUGGCAAUAAAAUUGAGCAAUAGACCAUCAAAGCGCGAGUUGGAGGAAAAAAACAUUAUUCCUAUGCAGACAGAUGAAGAGAGACUUGAAAUGAGGCAGCAAAUUGGAACAAAGCUGACAAGGCGAUUAAGCCAGAGGCCAACCGCAGAGGAACUGGAACAACGAAACAUCCUGAAACCAAAAAAUGAACAGGAAGAAGAGGAGGAAAAGAGAGAAAUUAAAAGACGGCUGACACGAAAGCUUAGCCAAAGACCUACAGUGGAGGAACUGAGAGAGAGAAAAAUCCUUAUCCGUUUCAGUGACUAUGUGGAGGUAGCUGAGGCCCAGGAUUAUGACAGACGUGCAGACAAGCCAUGGACAAGGCUAACAGCUGCUGACAAAGCUGCUAUUCGUAAGGAAUUGAAUGAAUUCAAAAGCACUGAAAUGGAAGUGCAUGAAUUAAGUAGGCACCUAACAAGGUUUCAUAGGCCCUAGCUGUUUAUUGUGUAUAACCAUGGAGUCUUACAAAAACCAGAAGUGCUAGGGCUGUACAAGUGCCCACUAAACCCUCCAGGGCAGAACUCUUCUUAAUUACCUUUGUGUAUCAGAUAUUUACAGCAAUGCAUAUUUUCCAGUUGUCUACUAAUCUGCUGACCUUCAGGAGUUACUGUGUUGCUCCAGAUCAGAAGUGCCACACCCGUAAGCUGCUGACUUCUAAUACCAUUAUUCAGCACUAUCUCCCAUUGUUAAUUGCACGAGAUGAUUCAAAAGGAUGAAAUCUAAAUCAGUAUGUGUGAUGGAGCUGAGACAACACAGUACAGUUAUUUCUCUAAAGGAAUGCCAAGUUUCUCUGCUGUUAAUGUUACUGAACUUUUACCAUACUACCAUUCUUUGGACCCAAACUCAGCCAGCUUGCAUAUGUAGGUAUAGUUGGCUAAAUUGCAUCAGUUUAUCAAGCAUUGGUUGCAGGUUCAUCAGGUUUGCUGGAAGGGGCUAUAUCUUUUAUGAUAAAUAUAUGCUACAUAAAAAUAAAUAGGUAGCAAUUGAAAUAAAUGUUUAUGUAAUAAGCUGUAAUACACCUAACCAUGUUCUGAUUGAUGGAACACAAAUUACCCCUGAAGAUAGUCCUGGACUGGUAAAUGAAGGAGUUUCUUCAGCACACAGAUUAUAUGUUUUGGAACUUCAUGUAUGUAAGGAGCUUCUCUAUGAAUACAACUUGCUGGUUGAGCAGAAUAAAUACUUACAAGUUACUAAUUUUAAAAAGCUGGAUAAGAGUAAUUAUUGAUUUAUAACACUGUUAAGGUUACAGAGGCUGCACCAUUUAAUAUUCAAUCUGAUUCUAUUUUCACAGUUUGGAGGCAAAUUUUACCCUAGGCAGUUGAACAAUUUACAGCUUAAUGCAAGUUUAAUAGCCUGGUCAUAGGAGAAACCAGUGAGUGCUCCUUUAGCUUGAGAAAAGGCUGAAUGUAGGCUGGUGAAAGAAAAGGCCUGUGUCCACAGUUACCUGAUGACAUCAAUUUGUAUUAUAUAAGCUGCACUUUUCAAGGAAGACACUUUACUUUUGCCCAUAUUAAGUGCAUAAUUUUGUAUACGAAAGAAUUGAAUUGUGGUGUAAAUCAAAUGAGACAUUCAUGUAUACAUAGUGAAGUAUAUAUAUGAAUAUGUACAAGUCCAAGGAACACUUAUGACAGGGUCACAGCUACCAUAUAUCUCUGCUCUGGAUGGAAUGUUUUCUAAUAUGAAGUACAGCAGCCAGCUAUACAUGCUUAGUUAUUCUAACAACCUUAUCCUGUACGUUGUGCCAGUUUUGCCUUUGACCCCAGAUGCGGUGACUGUAUCAGUUAGAGGCCUUUAAUCUUAAUCUGUACCUAACUCGGCUAAAGUCAGGAUUUUAAAAUUAAGACAAACUUAAAGAUUUAUUCUAAUUUUUCUAUUAUUCCUUACGCAUAAUGAAAGGGAAACUCUACCCUCAUAGAAUUACAAAGAAUGGAAAGGUUCCAUUCACAUCAAGGUUCUGUUUUAAAGCUGUAAUUACCCAUCAACCAGCAGCAUGGUGGCUCAGUGGGUAGCAUUGCUGCCUCACAGCGCCAGGAACACAGGUUCGAUUCCUUGGGUUGCUGUCUGAAUGUUUGCACAUUCUCCUUGUGUCUGCAUGGGUUUCCUCCGGGUGCUCCGGUUUCCUCCCACAGUCCAAAGAUGUGGAGGCUAGGUGGAUUGGCC